UAGAGCAAGAGCAGCACCACUUCUUCAAUUAAACAUGGCAGCUUCCCUGAUAGACGAGCAGGGUUGUUAAGCUUGCGAUUAUGUUAAAACUACCGCAUCAUUACGUAUGUCACAUUUAAUUACUGUUACUACGACGAAGUGAAGAGUAGGUGUAGCGGCUGUAGUGUUCUAUAGGAUUUUGAAGACCAUGUUGUCCACAUAGUGAAGUAAACAUAGCAGAAUCAUGGAGGUUUCCGCUGAGGAGGAGGAAACUCCCCAUGCCAUCGAUAUGACCACCAGUGAAAGGGUGGUGGAUCUUCUGAAUCAAGCUGCCCUGAUACCCACAGAUGAAAAGCUAACAGUGCUCAAACAGGUUCAGGAACUCAUCAUCAAUAAGGAUCCGUCUCUACUUGAUAAUUUCUUGGAUGAGAUGAUCGCCUUUCAGACUGACAAGUCUAUCGAAGUGAGAAAGUUUGUCAUUGGCUUCAUAGAGGAAGCAUGUAAAAGAGACAAUGAGCUCCUUCUCAGGUUGAUCGCCAACCUGAACAUGUUGCUGAAAGAUGAAAGUGUGAACGUGGUGAAGAAAGCCAUCCUCACACUCACCCAGCUGUACAAGGUUACUCUUCAGUGGUUGGUGCGCUCUAAAGCAGUAUCAGAGACGCAGGAGGCGUGCUGGGAUCUGGUCACGCAGAUGAAAGGGGACGUUCUUGCCUUGCUGGACUCUGAAAAUGAUGGCGUUCGCACACAUGCCAUCAAGUUCACAGAGUCAUUAAUCAUCACUCUGUCGCCACGGACAUCAGACUCCGACGUCCCCAAGCGACAAGAGGGGGACAUCAGCCUGGACAAAGUUCCCAAAGAUCACUCGUACAUCCGCUACGAUGUUUUGUGUGAGGAGGGGAAGACUGCACUGGAGAGGCUGCUGAAGUUCAUGGUCCAUCCGGCCAUUUCCAGCAUUAACCUGACCACAGCACUGGGCUCCCUGGCCACUAUUGCCCGUCAGAGGCCAAUGUUCAUGUCAGAGGUGGUCCAGGCAUAUGAGACGUUACAUGCAAACUUGCCACCCACUCUGGCCAAGUCUCAAGUCAGCAGCGUACGAAAGAACCUGAAGCUGCACUUGGUGGCAGUCCUCAAGCAUCCCUGCAGCCUGGAGUUCCAGGGUCAGAUUAGCACUCUGCUGCUCGACUUGGGCAUGCCCCAGAGUGAAAUAACCCGCUCUACACCUGCACCGCGUGAGCAGCGCAAAAGGCCUCGCCAUGAACAGUACACAGAGGGGAAAAAGGUCAAGAUUGAGCCAGCCCUUAUUGAAGACGAUGAGGACAAAGAGGAGCCAGCCUCGCUCUCAGCCCCCAAACCAGCUGCUGUCCCGGUAGCACAGUCUGCCAUUGACCUCACAGCUGAGUUCCUGCACCCGCUGCUCAACCCUGAGAACGUAGCCAACCUGGUGCUCAUCAGCAUGGUGUAUCUGCCAGAUGUCAUGCCAGCAUCCUUCCAGGCCACGUACACACCUGUUGAGUCAGCAGGCACUGAUGCACAGAUCAAACAUCUGGCCAGGCUGAUGGCCACACAGAUGACCGCAGCUGGAAUUGGUCCAGGACUUGAGCAGUGCAAAGCCAGAGAAGACGAGAUUGGCAAAGAGGAAGGCAACGAGGGAGACUCUGGUGCUAAAGACCAGCUCAUCAAGCGCAAAUUUCCUCCUGUGAUAGUGGGACAAGCCAUCUCUGUGGUGGGAGGUUAUGCAGAAAAGACCACAGAGGCGGCUCCCGCCACCGCCAAGAGGCUCCCUGAACCCAUCGUCCCUACAGCACAAACCAAAAUGGCAGGAGCGAGUGGGAGGAAAAAAGUGUUUCGGUUGUCAGACGUCGUCCAGCCUUUAUCGGACACCCAGAUUGAAACGUUAACCUCCAAAGCGGUCAAACGCAUCCUGCAUUCAGAGAAGGCGAUUACUCAAAGUGGCAUGUCCCACGUCAGAGUGAAGCUGCUCUCCAGGCUCGUGACGCAGUUCGAAGGAAUGAUGAAAGAAGACGUGCUUGAAUUUAUUCUGGAGGACAUCAGGACGAGGAGUGACCUGGCCUUUUCUCUCCUCUACCAAGAGUACAACACUUACCUCAGCCUGCUGCCCUCUGGGCUGCUGGACAGCUAUGACCACUGCCUGUACACUCUGCUGUCUGGCCUGCAGGAGAAGCCCGAGCAGAGGGACGGACUUUUCACUAAACUGGUCCUGGAGGCUCCCGUCAUAACAGAAUCUGCGUUGGAAGUGAUACGACGUUACUGUGAGGACGAGUCUCGGGUGUAUUUGGGCAUGACGACUCUGAAGGAGCUUAUCGUCAAACGGCCUUCGAGGCAGUUUCAGUACCUGCAUGUGCUCCUGGAUCUCAGUUCACAUGAAAAAGAGAAGGUUCGGACCACCGCCUUAGCUUUUCUCAAGCGCAUGUAUGAGAAAGACCAGCUGAGGGACUACAUUGAGAAGUUUGCCCUGAACUACAUGCAGCUUCUGGUCCACCCAAACCCUCCGUCUCUGCUGUUUGGGGCUGACAAAGACACAGAGGUGGCGUCCCCCUGGACUGAAGACACAGUGAGACAGUGUCUGUUCCUCUACCUGUCCCUGCUGCCCCUGAACCACCGGCUGGUCCACGAGCUGGCGUCUGUCUACACUGAGGCCAUCGCCGACAUCAAGCGCAGUGUGCUACGAGCAAUAGAGCAGCCUAUCCGUGGAAUGGGGAUGAACUCUCCUGAGCUGCUGCUGUUGGUUGAAAACUGUCCUAAAGGAGCAGAGACUUUAGUCACUCGCUGUCUGCACAUUUUGACAGAUAAAGUGCCUCCAUCUCCAGAGCUGGUGGAGAGAGUGAGGGACCUUUACCACAAACGAGUGCCGGAUGUUCGCUUCUUAAUCCCAGUCAUAAACGGCCUGGAAAAGAAUGAAGUCAUCCAGGCUCUUCCCAAGCUGAUCAAACUCAACCCGAUUGUGGUGAAGGAGGUUUUCAAUCGCCUAUUGGGCACUCAGCACAGUGAGGGCAGUUCGACUGUGUCCCCUCUCACCCCAGGAGACCUGCUGAUCGCCUUACACAACAUAGACUCAACCAAAUGUGAUAUGAAGUCUAUCAUCAAAGCUACCAACCUGUGCUUUGGAGAGAAGAACAUCUACACGUCGGAGGUUUUGGCCGUGGUGAUGCAGCAGCUGAUGGAGCACAGUCCCCUCCCCAUGCUGUUAAUGCGUACCGUCAUCCAGUCCCUCACCAUGUAUCCCCGGCUGGUAGGCUUUGUCAUGAACAUCCUGUCCCGCCUCAUCGUCAAGCAGGUGUGGAAGUAUCCCAAGGUGUGGGAGGGAUUUGUGAAGUGCUGCCAGAGGACGAAGCCUCAGUCGUACAGCGUUCUCCUGCAGCUGCCGCCCGCACAGCUGACCAGCGUGUUUGAACGCUGCCCGGAGAUGAGAGAGCCUCUUCUGCAGCACGUCCACUCCUUCACGCCUCAUCAGCAAGCUCACAUACCGGCCUCCAUUAUGGUGGUGCUGGAAGGAGAGAAGAAGCCAGAACCAAAACCUGCAGAGCCUGUCGUGGAGAAAGAGAUGGAACCAGUUUCUGCUCCAGUUAAAGAAGAUGCUCCCGUCGCUGCAAUGCAAGAGCUCGAGAUGCGAGUCCAAGAACAUCCGGCCGACGUGAAAGAUGAUGAAGAACCAAUGGAGCAAGAGGAGUCCAAUCCAGAGAUACAAGAGGAGAGCGACAGCGUUUCCCAAGUGGACGUGACAAGGGAGGGAGAGACAUCAUCUCCUCAACCAGAACCAGCUGAGGAAGUGAUGGAGACGUCUCAGCCUGAACUGUCAGACCUCCAGGAGCCAGUAAAAGAUGUCCAAGCUGACGUCGCAGGACCUGAGGCUGGAAGCAGCGGCGAAGAAUGACCGCUCGGAACAGAUGCACUCAGAAUAAAUGAACAUUUCUCUCCUCUGAAAAUAUCCCACAGAUUUUCUUCAGGAUUUCUUUUUGUAUUUGUAGAGAAUAGGUUAAGUGGAAAACAAAAUCAAGGAAACAUGCGUUCAUGUAUUGCUGAAAUAAAUCAACAAAACACUG
This is a messenger RNA of Scatophagus argus, 4040 nucleotides long. RefSeq names its product symplekin (gene sympk). The record is from RefSeq and is a predicted model, not a curated record. The transcript is spliced from 27 exons. Lineage: Eukaryota; Metazoa; Chordata; Actinopteri; Scatophagidae. Bases 224 to 3871 code for a protein of 1215 amino acids. Gene Ontology annotation, cellular component: mRNA cleavage and polyadenylation specificity factor complex.